Eurytemora carolleeae is the source of this 1386-nucleotide messenger RNA. RefSeq lists its product as uncharacterized. The transcript is spliced from 2 exons. NCBI's taxonomy places the organism in Eukaryota, Metazoa, Arthropoda, Copepoda, Calanoida, Temoridae. Bases 36 to 1151 code for a protein of 371 amino acids. The record is from RefSeq and is a predicted model, not a curated record.
UGGUUUCUAAGAUUAUUCCUGUCAACCCAACUGUAAUGUUUGGAGGAGCAAGAUAUUUGAUUGCAACUAGAAAAGCAAUUAUUGCCCAAGCCAACCAAUUGAAGUAUUUGGAGGUUUCUGGCGUAGAGAACAUAUUCAAGAUGAUUGUGUUCUCCCCUGAUACUUUAAAGUGGAUAACUUAUGGUCAAUCUGUUUCUACUAAGUAUCCAAGUGAUCCAACUCUGACAGAUGGUUUAGUCAUUGAUCCAAGUCGAUCUCAUCCUGUCAUGUGUAUCAACCCUAGUAGAAUUCUGAACUCAGAGAUUUCCCAGAUUGCAAAAUGCCAAGGGAGACCAUCUAGGUUGUUGCUGUUAGAGUGGGGCAGACUGUGUGAACCUGGAGAUUUACUAAACAUAAUCCGUAGAGCGUCUGAGGAAGGAGGUGAUAAGAGAGAAGACAGGCUUUGGUUUCCUAGACAUAGUAGAUAUGAAGAUUUACGUAAUCUUUAUAUCAACAUUACAGGGUGUGAACCAAGCGUUGAAUGUGCUUGGGCAGAGAAGCGUAUACUUACUUAUCAUACCAAAGCUGCGGAGAAAGCCCGUUUAGAUAUUGUCACUUUAGAGGCUCAGGUUGAGGCAGCUAAACGCAGAUUAGGUGAUCUGGAGUCACUUGAAAGUGAACCCCUGAGAAAAAGAGUCAAGUUAGAAAGUCAAGUGACUGCUGCUCCUCCAAUUGGCAAACCAAUCACUAAUGCUCAGCGAGCAAGACGCAAAAGGUAUAAGAAGUCAAGAAAGAAUCGUUUGAUCCAAGCUGGUUCUUGUCCAGAUGGUCUUAGUGUAGAUUCUGGUUCAGGUGGUCUGGUCCAGCCUGGAUUAAGUGAUGAUUGUGAGUUGGAGAUAUCAAGAGACAAGAAUAGGAAUGUUGAACAGAAUGCCAUGGUGUCUAGAAAUUCAGAUGGGUUGGAAGUAGCUACAUUCACAAUUCCAGACCCAGUUGAUCUUCAUGUAUCUGGUUCAUUUUACUCUCGAGUUGUAGCUGACUGUGAUGGCAUAUCCAGGGGUUCAGGUGAAAGAAAGGUUCAUGUACUCACAAUUCCAGACCCAGUGGAUCUUCGUAUACCAGGUUCAUUUUACGCUCGUGUAGUGGAUGAGUGUGAGGAUGCUGGUUUCUAAGCUCAGUUGUAUCUGUAAUUAUCAAGUUAUAUUAUUUUUAUAUAUUUUUUUUUAUAAACAUGUCAGUUUUGUUUGAACAUAGCUAUGUUGGUAUGGUUUGAUUGUUCAUUUGGCAGUUUAUCUUCAUAGAUGAUUUUCUGUUGGCGGGAGUGUUUUGCAGGUUGAAGUGUCUGCAAAUUAAAUGUUCUCAUCUAUGAAGAUUGUUCAGCACAUAUCUGUGAAGCUUGUGGAUCAA